CUUGCGCACACUACCUACCCACGAUGCAGCGCGGUUGCAUACAACAUAGCCAUCUUGUCAAGAGUAACUGAGUGAGGGAGGUAACUGUAGGCGCUGUUUAGAGUCUCAUUUGUGUUAAAGCGUAAACAAUUAAGAGCAUUUCCUCACUCGACCGCGGUUAGCUACGAAGUAAGUGUCGCCCCCGAAUGACAUAAGCUUAUGUGGUGAGUGGACACAAAGGACUGUUUUCAGGAAGAUGUCUUGUAUACUUGUUCCGACGUAGGGGGAGUGUGCAGCAGCCAGUUGGCUUGACUUGCUAGCUUGCUCGGUGAGUGGAGGGCUGUGGGCCCUCCUCAGCCUGAAGUGGGUCCUGCAGCUGGGCAACACACUCUGCGACAACGGCCGUUUGGGCAACUGUACAACCGCGACAUUAGCAGGCCGGUCCGGACUGACAGAAAGCUCCGGAUCAGUAAUCCUACAGGCUGCUGCUGGUAUCUAAAGCCGCAUUGCUGGACAAGACGACACGAAGUGUGGCGUUGCGUUAUGAGCUCAUGAAACGCAACAGGAGAUCGAGAGUGGAAGAGGGAUGGCGUAUAUUCACCUUGAUUACAGUUAGCUUGGCUAAGUAAAAUAUAUGUAAUCGUCCUGUUUAGUAUGAUCUUCGCUUUAAGAAGCUGCAACCAGCUCGUCUCUUUCUAAGGGAGGAGAAACUUAGCCACACGGGACUUGGUUGAUGAGCUUGAUCAGGCUGGCAAUAUGUCGAAAAUGCCGGCCAAGAAAAAGAGCUGUUUUCAGAUCACGAGUGUGACUCAGGCCCAGGUGGCGGGUAUAGGUGCCGCCGACGACACGGAGAGUCUGGACGAUCCAGACGAGUCACGGACUGAAGAUGUCUCGUCAGAGAUAUACGACAUGUCAAGGGCUGAGUACGAGCCUGCAUGUGAAAUUAAUGUAUCUGAAGAAGCCCUGAAUAAUGUCGGGGAGUCAGAGGCAAUCAUUGUUAUGGCACCAUCACACAUACCUCAAGGCGGUCAGGUGUCUGCCAUGUCAGGCAAUAUCAUGGGGGAGUUUCGAAAGGUGGGAGUGUCGGGCUCAACUCAAGGUGGUCCGCAGCCUCCGGGGCUCGGCGCUACUACCGGUGUGUCCCUCUUCACUCAGCCUGGGGCAAUGCAGCAACAGCCUGCUCCAGCAGCCAGCGGUCCAGUAAACACAUCCCAACCUGCUGCAGUGACCAGUCCAGCUCCUCCUCCUGCCACCUCCACGGUGAGUUGCACUUCACGCUUCAGGGUCAUUAAACUCGAUCAUGGUACUGGAGAACCCUUUCGAAGAGGCAGGUGGACAUGUACGGAGUUUUAUGAGAAAGACUCUGAGGGCUCUGCUGUUAGUAGAACUGGGGAUAGCAUUAGGCAUGCCAGUGCAACAACACUGGACCCUGCUGCAGACAGAGACAGUGGGCUUGGGCAUACAGGAGGAUCUGUGGUUACCCCGGCAACACACUCAGGUCAGGGCUUGGGCUCUGUGGCGGAUGCUUCUCUCUCUUCGUCCCGCAUGCAUUUGGUGGAGAUGCCGCCACCGCAGCAGCAGCAGCAGCAGCAGAUCCACCAUCCUAACUACAGCGCCACACAGAGUGCUUUCUCCAGCAUCAAGCCAACAGUGGGAAGUCUCCAGCCUUCUGCUCCCCAGAGCGUGCUGCCUCUCGGACAAAACGGCCUGCCUCAAUCUGUUAUCCACAUGCAGAAGUCCCCCAUAAUGCCUCUUUCAGCUCAGCCCAUUGCUUACCCUCCCCUGCAGCAGCAACAGCCGGUUCCUAUUGGCCACCAGCUGAACAGCGUGUCUUCUGGAUUGCUACAGAACCAGACAGAGUACUAUCAGCAGCAACAGCCCACCUCCAUGCAGUCAGGAGUAUCCACUGGCCAGACCCUUCCAGUGUCCAGCCUCUCAGCGGGGCUACAGCCUGUGGGACAAGGACACACUUCGGUUUUGCUUCCAUCCUCUGGAGGGGCUUCCGUGCCCAGUCAGGUUGGAGAUGUUGUAGGAGCAGGAGGAGGGUCUGUGCCUACCGGACAGCCAGCUCCAGGCCUCUUGCAGCAGCAGACAGGAGGAAUGGGAGGUGUAGGAGGCUCCAUGCUGGUUGGUGGAUCUGCUUUGCAUCCGCAGGCAGUGAGUCAGUAUACAGCCACUGGACAGCCUCAACCCCACGGCAUCCUCUCUACAUCCUCCGGUGUACAAAAUGUGCCUGCCAUCGCAGUGAGCGCCACUGUGAUCACUGCUGUGUCCAGUGCCUCCAGUGCAGCCAUGCCAAAUGCGACGACCUCCAGUUUGCCUCCAGGUCAGAUACCCCACAGCAGGACUCUAGUGGCUUUGGGGAUGCAGGGCCUCCCAGCAACUGGAUUUGGACAUAAAGAGGGUGGUGUUGGAGGGAAGUUAGAGGGUCUUGUCAAUGCACAGUCUCCUGUUGUCUCUGGUAAGGAACCAGUGAGGUCCCUCAUGCCUGAGAGCCUGCAGCUCGCCACUCCCACUGUCAACAGCCUGUUUGGAAUCCACAUACCUGAUGACGGAGAUAUGGACAGGAACCCCUCCAAGGCGUUCUACCAAGCCUUCCAGUCUUGCAGCAGAUUAAGAGACUCAAAGGCCCACAGUGAUAGGGCCUCUGGAACCAAUGUUGCAGCCAUUGACAAUAAAAUUGAACAGGCAAUGGACCUAGUAAAAAGCCAUCUGAUGUAUGCGGUGCGUGAAGAGGUGGAGGUCUUAAAGGAGCAGAUCAAGGAGCUGUUUGAGAGGAACUCUGUGCUGGAGAGGGAGAACGCGGUGUUGAAAUCUUUGGCCAACAGCGAGCAGCUGUCCCAGCUGCCUGCGCAGUCGGCCACCAGCUCCGGCACCACGCCCCCCCAGCAAGGACUCAUCCAGCCUCAGCCACAGGCCCAGCCUCCGCUUCAAGUUCAGCCUCAGCCUCAGUCACACGGCCAGCUCCAGCUCCAGCACCACCCCAAACCCCAGCAGCUCCAGACUCAGCUCGAUCCUGGCCAACAACAAAUGCAACCCAACGUCACCUCUGCUUGAAGCGCAUCGGCCCUGCUUUGCAUAAGGCAGAAAAAAAAGAGCAUCUUCUCUACAACUUAUUACAGUUAGUUUAUGUGAAAUUAAAAAGAAGAAAAAAAAGAAAACCGUCUUCUUAGCCACCAGCUUUUUUGUGUGUGUGUGUGUGUGUGUGUGUGUGUGUGUGUGUGUGUGUGUGUGUGUGUGUGUGUGUGUGUGUGUGUGUGUGUGUGUGUGUGUGUGUGUGUGUGUGUGUGUGUGUGUGUGUGUGUGUGUGUGUGUGUGUGUGUGUGUGUGUGUGUGUGUGUGUGUGUGUGUGUGUGUGUGUGUGUGUGUGUGUGUGUGUGUGUGUGUGUGUGUGUGUGUGUGUGUGUGUGUGUGUGUGUGUGAGAGAAUUGAUGUUGGAAUGUGUGUGUGUAUGCAUCUGUACUGUGGGCCUUUCCAGUGUUAAUGCAAUCAUUGAGAGAGACAGAGAGACUUGGACAGAGAAAGUGUGUGUAGAGACAGAGUGUCAGGGAAGGUCGGGGUGUUUGUUUUCAUCUUGGCACCGUUCCCGGAGUGGUUGACUGCUGGGUCCAAGCUCGUGGACAGGAUGUCUUCUCUUGGACCCGGCCCAAGCCAGACCGGUCGCGACCUGACCCGAAACCUCAAACCGUGUGUGUUGGAAAGGGAGGGCUUCACCCCGCAUAAGGGACAAAAGGGAGGGAUUGUCAGAAGAGAGAGCAAUUAUUUUUUUUAAAUGAGAUAAUUGAGUGGGUAAAGGGGUAUUUUUUAGCAUUGCUGUUUCAUGUUGUAAAGAAAAAAGAGGCAGUGAGAGUGUUUUUCAGAGCGCCACACCGCGGCCGUUACUUUUACAUCAAAUCCAACCCUUGCAUCAGUCUUUUGAGUUCUACUGUUAAGUGUUUUAUUUAUUACAGGGCUGCUAUUCUCAUAAAUGAACAGUUUCACAACACCUGUUUAACCAUAGCCCAGUGACUUGUUUCCUCUUCUACAGUGUUUCAACAGAUUGGCCAUAUUUCCCGAUGCUUUAAUUGUUAAAAAGUUAGGUGAAAGCGAAAAUCUGACAAAGGUUUAACACUAACUACAGUUUUGCGCUGCGAUUGCCAAUUCCUAGCUCAAGUCCAUAUCCAGUAUGAAUGUACAUUUAUGUAUAGUAUAAAGUAUUAAGAGCCUUAAUGGGUGACUCCUCGCCUGUUUACAUCAAAUCUUAACGAGAGCCUGCAGAUGGUGUUUGAACAUUCAAUUCUGUUGGUAGUUAUCUAAAAGAGAAUUAGUAUUGCCAUCACCCCCCCUACUUCAUGUUUCUUUCUCCCAAUGUCUUUCCUGAGGGUGUGUGGGGGGGGGGAAGCUGUGAAAUCAUUCAACCUACUUUGUAACCAAAGAUGCAAAGCUGUGUAAAUUGAUUAUUUUUAAAUGCACACAUGUAUUUCUUUCAUGUAUUUUUUUUUCUUUUGUUACUUCUUCCUCCACAAAAUAGUUUGUUGCUGUUCAGCAUGUUCUGCAUGAUCUGUAAUCUUCAAACCAAUUUCUUACCUCAUUUUUAUUCAGCACUCUUAUUGUAAGAUAGUCUGUGAACAGUGUAAAUGGGGGAGGGGGGGGUGAUGCGGUGCAGAGAGAAAAAUAACCUAGUGUUACUGACACUAGUCCCAGAAAAAUGAAGUGAGCCAUGUUUUGUUCAUUUAAAUGGUGUUUGAAUUUCAUAUGCCAAUAGUUUUGUUACAUUGCAAAUUUUAAUGUAUUUAAAUAAAAGCAAUAUUCAGA
Messenger RNA from Etheostoma cragini (Arkansas darter), 4773 nucleotides. Its product is annotated as TSC22 domain family protein 2-like. NCBI's taxonomy places the organism in Eukaryota, Metazoa, Chordata, Actinopteri, Perciformes, Percidae. Gene Ontology annotation, biological process: regulation of transcription by RNA polymerase II. The transcript has 4 exons. The coding region runs from base 736 to 3036 and encodes 766 amino acids. The record is from RefSeq and is a predicted model, not a curated record.